CUGGAAGGAGAUUUGCCUAUUCUCCCUCCUCCACCAGUGGGUGGUCACGAACACGCUGAAACACUACAGGCUAUGAUUAGGGAAUUUAUCACCAUCCACUACCAGCUUGCCUGUGGCAAAAAGACUCCGACCCCUUGGACUUCUCUUGCCACUCAUCAGUUGAUCUUGUGGGACACACAGAUGUGGCCUGCUCGUGUGAUGGUCCGGGAUCCAAGUAAAAUUGUUCUCAACGACUGCCGAAAAAUUGUACAGUUAUGGAGAGAAAGACAGUCUGAAGGUGGGGCCAAAGAUACAUUCAAGUUCAAAUUUUAUCCAGUGGGGGAUGGAAUACAACCUGCCAUUUAUAAUACCCAGUUGGAGACUUUGCCAACUUCCGCGGUGAUUGACACCCCGACGGUCCCUCCAGCACUUCCCAGUCCCACACCAUCGGAGGGGGCAUCGACACCCACGGCACGGGAAUGCCCGACGGCCUCUCAACCAGUUUCCUAUCCCAUGCCGUCAGAGGAAUCCACCCCCGCGGCGAGCAGACGUCCUCCGACGGUGGACAUGCCAAGUUCCCACACUUCACUGCCAGAUACAUUUUUUCAAGGAAGAAUUACCCCCAUGGGGCCUCCUGUCCCAUCCAUUCCAACCCCAGCCAUUACCCCAGAGCCACAGACAGCUCCGUCGGAUAGGGCCUUCACGCCCGCGGCAGAAGAAUCUCCAACAAUGCAAACUACACCGACACAGGUUCUGCCAUCCAUUCCCACCCCAGGCAUUACCCCUGAGCCUCGGUCUGCUCCGACAAACACCCUAGUUAGUGGUCCCCAAGUGUUGACCGCCCAGGCAAUAGGGAGAAACCAUGGGGGCGACAAAGAGGUGGAAUCUGACCCCACCACCAAUAAAAGAACUAUGACCCAUGAACCCGAGAGCGAUCCCUCUACAGAUGAGGAUGGUGGAAGACGUCGGAUACAGGCUCGCUUGCAAAAAGCUUUGGAAGCCCAAUCGCCUGAGAGAGGGCCAGAGGACAACCAUGAGGAUCUGCCGCCAAGAGUUGGAAGAAAGAAAACAAAAAGUAUCUCUGGCAAGAAGAAAACAAAAACUAGGAAAACGUCCAGUUUACCGAAUCAAGACAACCACUCAACCAACAACGAUGACAACCCGGCAGAAGAGCACCAACUGCCCUGCCGGAAGAAAAAGCCAACCCGACCAAUCAGCCCACACUUGCCGUCGGAUAGCACUCCCAUCGGCGGGGUAGCGCCGCGGGGAAGAAAAGCCAAAAAGACACCAGCGACACAGGAAGACUUUAGUCCCUCACCCUCUGGAAGUGAUGAAGAUGCACCAGAAGAACCAAGAUAUAGGAAACGAGGGGGCAAGCACCCGGCGGUCAAAAGAACGGCUAAUAUCAAUCCAACACCUACAGUUCCUCCUGCUGUAUAUGGAUUCUGA
Molecule: messenger RNA, 1428 nt
Organism: Laccaria bicolor S238N-H82
Lineage: Eukaryota; Fungi; Basidiomycota; Agaricomycetes; Agaricales; Hydnangiaceae
Exons: 2
Source: RefSeq, a predicted model, not a curated record